Molecule: messenger RNA, 629 nt
Organism: Oncorhynchus kisutch (coho salmon)
Lineage: Eukaryota; Metazoa; Chordata; Actinopteri; Salmoniformes; Salmonidae
Product: E3 ubiquitin-protein ligase MARCH3-like
Exons: 3
Biological process (GO): protein ubiquitination
Molecular function (GO): zinc ion binding; ubiquitin-protein transferase activity
Source: RefSeq, a predicted model, not a curated record
UCGACCUUCAGGAUACUUCAUCUGCAGCCACACACACACACGCUGCUACUGCUGCGACUGAGUUUCUCACUCUCUCUGUCUCACACACACAGAAACUCACACAGAAAGGGAUAUAGAGAAGAGAGAGAGACAGAAAAAUAGCAAGCAGCCCUUGAGAGUAGGGCUUCACACUUUUUAUUGAGGCCUGGUGACAUGAAGAACUCUACUGGGAUGCAGAACUCCACACCAGUCUGAUUGAAUGGCCCCCUCUGUAGCAGCCAUGACCCCAGAGCAGCUCCUGGGCCCGCAGGUAUGCAGUCCUGUAGGGGAAAUAAAGGUCUUGCCUGAGGAGGAACGAGGGGAGGAGUCUGACCCCUGUCCCCAGGAAGUGAUGGACUGCUAUGGCCACUCCCCCUCAAUGACUCACAGCCCCAGCACCAACAGUCUUAGCAGUGAGGAGCCCUUCUGUCGUAUCUGCCACGAGGGAGGGGGUGUCGGGGAGCUGCUCUCCCCCUGUGAGUGUGCAGGGACGCUGGCCAUGGUCCACCGAGGCUGCCUGGAACACUGGCUCACUGCCUCCAACAGCAGCCGCUGUGAACUCUGCCACCACCAGUACGCCCUGGAGAGACUGCCCAAGCCACUCACUGAGG